This is a messenger RNA of Drosophila albomicans, 2603 nucleotides long. Its product is annotated as adhesion G-protein coupled receptor G7. The transcript has 2 exons. Gene Ontology annotation, biological process: adenylate cyclase-activating G protein-coupled receptor signaling pathway; cell surface receptor signaling pathway. The coding region runs from base 111 to 2546 and encodes 811 amino acids. Gene Ontology annotation, molecular function: G protein-coupled receptor activity. NCBI's taxonomy places the organism in Eukaryota, Metazoa, Arthropoda, Insecta, Diptera, Drosophilidae. Gene Ontology annotation, cellular component: membrane. The record is from RefSeq and is a predicted model, not a curated record.
UAUUCGCUGAGAGUCGGACGUGAAAGCUCAAAUUAAAUACGUUACCUUAGGUCGAACUGGAAAUUCCCGAGAAUUGAGUAUUAGCCAAAGUCUGAGUCAUAUUUUUGGCAAUGAAUGUUGUGCUUAUUGUGACGCUGAUCGUUUUCGCGACAGUCGUGCAAGUUAUUACGCACAGUGGUGAGAAUUCAGACAGUGGUGAACGAUUCGAUAAAUGCCCAGAUGAGCGAAUGAUAUGUCGGUUGGGAGAUCGUAGUUACACUCCAGUGAACUGUUUACCUAAGCAAAAAACAGUAGACAUACCAGGCUUUGUGUACUGCAAUCAUACGCACUGUGAGCCGGAAGUGUUCGAGCAUGAUUACAUUGUGCGCAAUCAUGACCAAACGCCGCACACCAACAAAUGGAAGCGCACCAGAGUCGGUGAAGCGGCUACGUUGCACGAUGUUUGCCUACUCCGCAAUGGUCUUCCAGUCACCCGCAAGUGCCAACUAAAGGCUAUGCGUGCCCAGUGGGAACCCAUUGAUCAGUGGUCGAAGGUUGUGUGCAUGCGAACCUUUCGACAGCAUUCGAUCAGUGUGGAACUGAACAAUCUGCACGAUGACAUCUUGGAGGGCAGGCGACUCACCAACAGCACGCAGGGACGUCGCAGCACAACAGCCAUGAUGAGGAGCAUGUUCCACCAGCGUCAGCGAACUGUGUUGCCAGCGGAUAUUCAUGUAACGGAUCAAGUCUUUGGGGUGCUCAUGGAUCAGCCAAAAGAUGGAGCUUUGGGUGCGGAUUUGAUUAGCAUUUGUCACGAAAUUAUGUCCACAGAUGCAAAUGUGCUGCAGCUAUCCGCCACACUGAAUGCGACCAAUAGUCUGCUCAAUAAAUUUGAGAACUAUAUGGAUGCACUGCCUCACUUUGUGCGCUGUGGCCAAACAAUGGUACAGCCAGCCAGUGAAGAAGGUGAAUCAGUCGAUGCAGAUGUUGAAACGGUUAAAUUUCUAAAUUUUGGAGUGCAGGCUUUGAUAAGCAGCAAUCUGAGUGUGUUUUAUUUGGAUCCCUCAUGUCGCAACAUCACGGGCCUGGCGAUUUAUUCCGCUGCAAGUGCAGACCGGCAGCAUUCCAACAGUGGUUUUUGGUAUCGAUUUCUGUAUGGCAACGAGAGCGUGAAUAAACUCAAGCAGGAAUCAAAUCUGGAGGCUGCAACGUUUGUGCCACAGCAGCUGUGGGACAACAUCAAGACAGCAUCAGGUGUCUCAAUAAUGAUUCUUAAAAUAUACGCACACGAUGCGCUCUUUGUGGAGACUUCAGAGCAACGCAGUCGGCGACCACGCAGCAAAGUGUUAUCCAUAUCGAUUCCCGGACUGGCGGAUGGGAAACUGCCUCAAGCACUGCCAUUGCUGCUGCGUAACGAGAAUCAACGACAUCCGGAUGCGAGGGCCAGCGAGACGGGCAGCGGCUGUGGCUAUUGGAACUAUCAGACGUGGCUGACUGACGGGAUUACGACUGAUGCUGACACAACGGAUAUUCUUCGAGAUCCAAUUAUCGUUUGCCAGACGAGACAUCUCACACAGUUCUCAUUUCUGGUGGGCGGCAGUUAUCGCAUCAAUGACUUGGGCGACGAAGUGCUGGUCAGCCCCAUAAAUGAGCGGGUGCUCGACAUAAUAUCCAUUGUGGGCUGCGCACUCUCCCUCUUCGGUGUGCUGGGCAUCUUUGUGACUGCCGCGCUGUUCAAGAGCUGGCGCAGUCAAGCCUCCACCAAGGUGCUUUUGCAUCUCUGCCUGGCCAUGACACUGCAAAUGGUGCUCUUUGUGUUCAUCAAUACGGACGAUUUGUCGGAGCAAUUAGUUGUGCAUGGCGAUACCGUUCGCUGCAUCCUGCUGGGUGCCACACUUCAGUAUUCAAUUUUGGUGCUCUUCUGUUGGAUGCUCAUCAUUGCGUUUUUGCAAUUCCAACGCUAUGUCACAGUGAUUGGCAUCGAACGGCCAAAGCAUUACAUACUCAAAGCCGCCCUAGUUGCCUGGCUAUUGCCAUUGUUGCCCACACUGCUGGUGGCCUGUAUCGAUCCCAACAGUUAUGUGCCGACCAAGGAACAGCUCGACACUGACACGGGCAUAUGUUAUCCCUCGGGCUAUGGCCUCACUUUCGGUGUUGUGCUGCCCAUCACACUCAUUGUCGUUGCGAAUCUUGUCAUCUUUGUCUAUGUCUUCUACAGUAUUUCGCAUUCACUCAGCCAGAGUAUUCAUCGCUCUGAACGUAAGAUGGUCUACAAACAAAUUCGUCUCUCGAUAUUGCUCUUCUUCCUUUUGGGUCUCACAUGGAUCUUUGGCAUAUUUGCCUUUAUGCAGGCUGGCGUCGCAUUCUCAUAUCUUUUCUGCCUGACCGCCACCAUGCAAGGCUUUGUUCUCUUCAUUUACUUUGUGCUGCUCGAUGAGUUCAAUCGAAAGGCCUGGCUGGGACUGUUGUGUCCAACCAGAAGGAAAAUGAAUGUACAAAAGCGCACAACAGAACUGCAGUCGAUGACGACUACAUCAUCCAACUUUUCAGGCAGAUCGGUGCAUUAACAACAUGCUCCAAUUGUUUAGAUUAUCGAACAAAUUAUCGCUUGUCAAUUAUUUAUA